Molecule: messenger RNA, 645 nt
Organism: Symbiodinium natans
Lineage: Eukaryota; Dinophyceae; Suessiales; Symbiodiniaceae
Source: the annotation of a GenBank genome assembly
AUGUGGCUACAUGGUCAAGGACCUGCGCCUCAGCGCAGGAGAGCGUGGGUGCGCAGCUUCGCAUGCGACGCGGCGUUGCUUUCGAGGGAAAACUUGGACAUACAACAUCAUACAACUUUACGCCCGAUCCGUUCCAUGAUCAAAUGGCGCAUGCUGAAGGUGAGAGCUUGGAAGGCGUGUGCUGCAAAUCAAAUGCCGUUGAUCGUUUUGGAGGACGAUGCCAAACCGGCCGCCAAGUUCGGUACGGUUUUGCGCCAGGCCCUGCGUGAUGUACAUGGUCAGGAGCCGGAUAUUUUGUAUUUGGGCUACUCAAAAGCAGCGCCAUGGCGUGGCAAGGUUAGUGCUGUCGUACGGGAAGCAGAAUAUCUUUGGACAACUGUGGCCUAUGUCUUGUGGCCAUCUGGUGCAGCGGCACUGUUAGGAUCAUUGCCUGUGGAUCAACCUGUGGACAACUUCAUUGCCCAACGUACGGCUGACAACAAGUUGCGGGCGUUUGCAACGGUGCCGGUGUUGGCACUUUGCAGCACAAUGGUACUAUGUCUGCUUUUUUUCAUUUUGUUGUUUUGUUUAUCCCAGGUGUGUCUCUCCGGUGGAGUUUGUGUUUGGCAAGGUGAGCCAAGCGCGACCCUGGAACGUGGACAAUGA